Salvia splendens (bonfire salvia) is the source of this 1758-nucleotide messenger RNA. It is a transcript of the gene AGD6, whose product is annotated as ARF-GAP domain 6. Gene Ontology annotation, molecular function: GTPase activator activity. The transcript has 3 exons. Gene Ontology annotation, biological process: vesicle-mediated transport. NCBI's taxonomy places the organism in Eukaryota, Viridiplantae, Streptophyta, Magnoliopsida, Lamiales, Lamiaceae. The record is from RefSeq and is a predicted model, not a curated record. The coding region runs from base 207 to 1562 and encodes 451 amino acids.
CCAGUGGCUGUAAUUGUAAAUCCAUCUUCUCUCUCUAUUUCGUCGGUUUCCAUCAGCCAUUCCUCCUUCAAUUGCUUGGAUCGAUUUACCUUUCUCUCAAUCUCUUUCUCGAUUGCGUGCGCUGGCAUCGACAAUCAUCGAUUCAAUUUCGUAGAUCCGCAUCACUCACCGAUUCCAACCUGGAUCCGGAACCGAUCCGACAUUGUAUGGCGGCGUCACGGCGGCUCCGGGAGCUCCAAUCGCAAUCCGGCAACAAGAUCUGCGUCGAUUGCUCCCAAAAGAACCCCCAAUGGGCGUCGGUUUCGUACGGCAUAUUCAUGUGCCUCGAGUGCUCCGGCAAGCACCGGGGCCUCGGCGUCCACAUCUCCUUCGUCCGAUCGGUCACCAUGGAUUCGUGGUCCGAGAUCCAGCUGAAGAAGAUGGAGCUCGGAGGCAACGACAAAUUCAACAAUUUCAUCUCGCAGUACGGCGUCCCCAAGGAAACCGACAUUGUUGCCAAGUACAACAUGAAGGCUGCCGCUGUCUACCGCGAUCGCAUCCAGGCGCUUGCCGAAGGAAAGCCCUGGCGCGAUCCUCCGGUUGUGAAGGAAUCGUUGAAUUCGAAUAAGAAUGGUUACAAUAGCAAGCCCCCUUUGAGCGGCAGGAAUGGCGAUUCUGGUGGUGUCGAUGCGGAGUGGGAUAGUUGGGAUAGCUUCGACGACGGCGGAAAUAGUAAUAUCAGGAGAAAUAAUACGGUAGGGGAUUUUAGGAGCGGUGGUAGUGGCGGCAACACGCCGUCGCGGUCUAAGUCGUCGGAGAACAUGUAUUCGCGGGCUGAGUUGGAAGCGUCCGCGGCGAAUAAGGGGGAUUUCUUCGCGAGGAAGAUAUCGGAGAAUCAGUCGAGGCCAGAGGGGCUGCCGCCUUCGCAAGGUGGCAAGUAUGUGGGGUUUGGAUCGACUCCAUCGCCUGCUCCUGUGAAGAACGCCGAUGGGGAUGUCCUUUCGGUUGUUUCUCAGGGCUUUGGUAUGCUAUCAAUGGUGGCUGCAUCAGCGGCGCAGUCGGCCGCUAGCGCUGUUCAAGCUGGAACCAAGGAGAUCUCCUCCAAGGUAAGAGAUGGGGGUUAUGAUCACAAGGUGAAUGAAACUGUCAAUGUUGUUACCGCAAAGACAUCGGAGAUAGGUCAGAAAACAUGGGGGAUGUUUAAAGGGGUUAUGGCUCUGGCCUCCCAGAAGGUUGAGGAGUUAACAAAAGAAGGCUCUGGCUCGCCGAGAAAUGAGGAUGAAAAUAAUGGUUAUUAUCAGGAUUCUGUACAGGGGUACAAUUCUUCUUCUGUUGGAGUGCAAUCAUCAUCGAGUCAGCAUUUUAACUCUGUUUCAUGGGAUGAUUGGGAUGCUAAAGACAGCAACAAAGAAAAGUCACCAAAGGGGACGACUUUACAGAACGGGGAUGACUGGGCAGGGUGGGGGGAUGACGGUAAAGAUGAUGGAUUCGAUGAUUUUUAUCAGAGUGCACCUGAUAAGAAGUCGACAGUGGGUCAUAAUGGAAAAACGGACAGCAACUGGUCGGAGGGUGGGUUUAGAUGAGGUUAGAGUAUCUCAUUCCCCUCCCUGUUUAUUUGAUUUUUCAGAUUGUUCACUAUAAACCAUUUGUGGUGGGUUUGUGGAUGAAAGUGGUCUACAAUUGUAAAACUUCCGGUAGUGGACCUGCAGAUACUGUACGGGUUACUUAUUUGUGUUGCGAGGACAAUUUUUUCCCAUUAUAAGAUUUAUUUAGACUGCA